UGAACGCUUGUCUCCUGUUCCCCAAAUACUCCAACGCGAUUGGCUUAAUCUCCUCAUAACGGAGGGUGUGACGUCACCGGGAAGCGCCUGCUGCGAAACUGUAGUUUCCAAAGUUUUGACGCGGGGCGACGAACAGCUGAUGGACAAAAGUGACUUUCCCGACUCGUCAGCUGCGUUAGAGAACAGAUGGAUGACAUCAACGUACUACACCACAGAUGCCUCCUGAACCUGAGGCGUCGGAUCAGAGAUAUCGGGGAUGGACGGCCGGCGCAGGAACGAUACAUGAGGCUACAGAAGGACGGAGACACUCUCAGUUACCAAGGGAACUCUGAAGAGGUGGGUUGCUAUGUGGCUGGCCAUCCUUUAUCAAAGGGAAACUGCUACUUUGAGGUGACAAUAGUGGACACGGGGGUGAGGGGGACCAUUGCUGUGGGCCUGGUGCCUAAAUUCUACAGGCUGGACCACCAGCCUGGCUGGCUGCCAUACUCUGUAGCUUACCACGCUGACAACGGCAAGCUGUACAAUGGAAACCCUGUGGGGCAACAAUUCGGACCAAAGUGUGCUCAGGGUGACCGCAUCGGCUGUGGAAUCCACUCUGAAAAUAUAGAAGCAGGUUUCACAACAGUCUUUUUCACCAAAAACGGCAAAGAGGUCGGUUCGGUGGAGGUUCCUGUGUCCGCAGAGGGGCUGUUCCCCGCCGUAGGGAUGCACUCCAUGGGGGAGGAGGUGAAGGUUGACCUGCAGGCGGAGUGGCUCCUGGACGAAGAUGAUAGCAUGAUGAUGGUGGACAGCCAUGAAGAUGAGUGGGCGCGGCUUUACGACGUCCGGGUUAGCGGCACGCUCUUGGAGUAUGUUGGAAAAGGAAAGAGCAUCACAGACGUGGGUUUGGCUCAGGCUCGCCAGCCGCUCACCACCCGCUGCCACUAUUAUGAAUUGGAGAUCGUUGAUGCUGGGGAGAAGUGCUACAUCGCCCUGGGCCUGGCAAGGAGGGAUUACCCCAGGAACAGACACCCGGGAUGGAGCCGAGGAUCGGUGGCGUACCAUGCAGAUGAUGGCAAGAUCUUUCACGGCAGCGGCGUCGGUGACGCUUUCGGUCCUCGCUGCUUCAAAGGUGACAUCAUGGGCUGCGGCAUCAUGUUCCCACGAGACUACAUCCUGGACGGAGAAGGUGACCUCGACGACUGGGAUCGGCUCGAGGUCCGUCCGGGUCACGCCGGCGUCCAGAACUUUCUGUACCUCAACGACGAAGAGGAGGAGGAGGAGGAGGAGGAAGAUGGGGAAGAGAUAGAGCAGGGACAGGAGGGCAGGAAGGUCACGGUGUUCUUCACCAGGAACGGGAAGCUGAUGGGUCGCAGGGAGAUGGCGGUUCCUCCAGGCGGCCUCUACCCGACCGUGGGGAUGCUCAGCAGCGGAGAGAAGGUCAAGGUGGACCUGCAUCCCCUCAGCGGAUGAGCUGGACUCGUGCGAGAGUAGAGCUCACCCACGGUAGCCUAGAAUGCUGCUAACACUCGCCAGGACACACACACACACACGCACGCACGUCGCCGCCGCCCCGCCAGUCGUCUUCCUCGACACUGCCUCGGCUUUAAUUUAUAAGACUUGUAAAUUUCACAGUCAUCGCAGAAACACGACCGGAUCGUCCUCGUUGGUUGUGAAGUAGCAGACGCAGACGGAGGGGUCCCGCCGUACGUGGUGUGUCGGGGUCACAGCAUGCAACCUGCAGCUCGAAGCUAAACAGAAAAAAGUAAAAACAUAUUUAACGGUUAAAUCUAUGCAAUCUGUACCGCUAUCAUCGUCACGUCCACCCUUCUGCAUGCAGAGCCGAGUCUCUGAAACACUGAGCCGUUGAAGCUCUCUCAUGAGGUCUGGCACACUUAGUUUAUUUCAUUUGUCACGACCCCAAGCAAAGCAGAGCGAGGCCAACAGUUGUGCCGAGUCAGAGCUUGUCGGCGGUUUAUGUUUCAGGGAAUACACCCUCUCUCUCUCUCUCUCUCUCCUCUGUCUCUCUUUAUCGCUCAUGCUCUCUUUCCCAAACCUCCCUCUCUCUCCCCGUCGUCCUCUCUCUGGGUGAGGCUGCCCUCCUGUGAGUGAUCAGGGACCUGCUGUCGCCCCACCUCGCUCCCUCGCUCCCUCGCUCGCAGCUCUCCCGGAGCUGGCUGGAAGUGAACAGUGGAUCUGUUUCAGUAUUUCUAGAAAAUGCAUCAUCGGCUCGAGGAUUUAUUUUAUUUUGAAGGAUCAUUACAGGUUUGGUAAUCACAAACCUCGUUGCAGAGUGUUUUCUUGUUUCACGUCGGAGCCAAACUACAAAUAAAAACAUGUCAGGUACAUUUUCUACAGCGGGGGAGGGGGAUCUGCUUCAAAACAUGAUUUAAAUUUAUCUUCCAGUUCAGGGAAUGUUUUUGUUUUUUGCACUUUGAGAUCAUGAGAAAGUCCCGUGAAGGACUGAAGGCUGUGGAGACCUGCAGGGCAAACAUGAACACAACCUUAAACAGCCAUAAAAAUAACCACAGAGUUUAAACAAACAGCUCCGGGUGUAAACUUUAACUCUGCAAACCUCACGCAGAAGGAUCAGUUUCAGGUCUGUGGGAUUGCAUCACACCGCGAGGCGCUCUCCGCAUGUUUGCCCUCCAUCCGUUAUUUCCCCUCUUUUAGCUCCGGUGAUGUUUUGCAGGUUUAGAAGAGCCGACAGAAUGAAAACUGAAAUCCAUUUCUUGUUUUUGUAGUCUGAAGGUAACUUCCUGUCUGUGAUGUUCAAUGAACUGCUGGAUGUUUCUCUGUUUGUUUCUGAAGAUGAAGACAAUGAUGUUCGCUCGCCGCGUGCUGCAUGUGUUUGUGUGUCGACUGCAGCGUCACGGGGCCUGAUCCACAAACACACUUCAGCUCGCUUUAACCUGGGUUAAAUCACCGUGGUAACCUGUGCUGGAUAAAACAGCCUGACUGAUGGCCAAUCAGAUAACUGGAAAAACUGAGUCAUCGCUCCUACGGGGUCUGGACAGGGACAAAACUUUUGAUUCUUUUGAUAAUUAUGUCAAAGAUAGAAGAAACAUUUUUGCAGCUGCAACUAAUAAUCACCUAAAUUAUUGAUUUAUCUGCUGAUGGAUGCAUUUUCCUCAUCGACUCGUCGUCUGGUCUUUGAAAUGUGAGAAAAUUGUGUUUGAAUUCCCUGAAAAUUCAUGUUGAUGUGAGUUUAUGUUGCUCGUUUUUUAGUUUAAAACCCCAAAAAUUAUCAAUUAGUUUUAACGUAAGACAUAAAAAUCAUCACAGCUGAGAAGCUGAAACUUGAAACGAUAAAUCGAUUCUCAGAAAAGUUUGAAUUUCUUCGAUUAGAGACGUGAAUCUUCUAAAACAAGGAGAGAUGCAGGGACGUCUCUCAGUAACGAAUGGAUUUAAUUGUUCACCCUGUUAAUUAGCUCAGUAAAUUAUACAUGAGACCAGUCAGAUAAACAUUAUCAGGCUUUAAUCACUGAGCUACAGCUGUCCCAUUGACGAGGCUUUCACUGAUUGAUUUUUUCCAGGUCAAUAUCUGUCGACAGACUAAAAGCUCUGUGAAGCUGCGACGGCCGUGCGCUCUCUCCUUUUUAAACGAUUAAUCAUGGUGAUGUCACUUUGAACUCUUUUACAAACCAAUCAGUGAAUUCACGGAGAAGAUAAGCUAUGAUGUAUUUAUACGGCGAGGUCCGACCCAAACGGAGCCGGACUCGGCUGAACUUUGUGCUUCAGGUCCCUCGAAAACAAUCUGUCCAUGAAUGAGAAAUACUGUUUGUGGUUUUCAUGUGAGUGGGAGCUGGUUUCCACACGAAAUAUUCAGAAUGAUGAUCUUUGUGUUGUUUUUUUUCUUCUGUCUGUUCGUUUUUAAAGGGAACGAUGAUCAAACGUUAUUAUACUGUAUCAGCUAAAACAGUUAACCAUCGUCAUCCUCCCUCGUCCUCGUCCUCGUCAUCAGCAGCCUGUAAAUGAUAACGUACAUUCCUCUGCACCUCCCCGCGAGGCGCGUACAGCAGGACGCACUGCUCCAUUCACACACUAGAACACGCAACGCUAGAACUAUAACGUGACGUAAACCUACUACACAGGGUUAACUGUUGAAAUCACAUAUCUGCUGGAGACUGUGUUUGUUUUUUAAGCUGCAUUUUGUUUUAGAGCCAUCGAUGAUGACGACCUCAGCAGGUCUACGGGACGUGUACAAAUCUUCUUCUCCUGCAGGGCUGGAUAGAGACUUCAGUUCAGGUCGUUACAGCUUGAACUGUAAAUAAUAAAUAUAAAAAAAAAACUUAUGCUAGACAGUGCAAAGAUAUUAAUGAGACACUGACGUGGACGCUCGGUCCUCGUCUAAGUUCAGGGUCACUUAAAAAUGUUUGAAGUUUACUCGAUCUCAGUUUACAGAAAGUUUCACGGUUCAACCAAAUUAGACCUAAAAUCUUUUACUCACCAAGGACUCUGUAACAACUCCUCGCCUUGUUGACUUGCACUAUAAUGGCCUUGUUCAGUACGUGUAUAAUCACCAAUAAAGGUUUCAGUAAUGUAACAAAGUAA
This is a messenger RNA of Larimichthys crocea (large yellow croaker), 4533 nucleotides long. RefSeq names its product SPRY domain containing 3 (gene spryd3). The record is from RefSeq and is a predicted model, not a curated record. The transcript is spliced from 11 exons. The coding region runs from base 187 to 1452 and encodes 421 amino acids. Gene Ontology annotation, molecular function: protein binding. Lineage: Eukaryota; Metazoa; Chordata; Actinopteri; Sciaenidae.